CCUUUCUCUCCGGCAGUUUUGGUUUAAUUCCGGCUGCUGGAGGGCUCGGGUGGGUUUUUCCCCCCCUACUCUUUUUCCCCACCAUCGCAUUUUAACUCAGCGUCAACCCGCCGCUCCUCGGGCCCGGGGGUGCGAUUCCCUUCUUGGAGAGGAAUCCCUAAGUCUGCCCCAAGUUUUGCAAUUCCUGGGAGAAGGAGCCGCCGCCGUUCCCGACAACCUGCAGCCAGCCCGGCCGUCGCUCCCGCAGCGCCCUGGGAAAAUCCAUCGCCGUGUCCAAAAGCGUAACCCAGACUGCAAGGUGAGGGAGAGGAGGACAAGGCACGGCUUCGGAUGGAGCUGGAGAAUAUUCCCGAGAAAUCCCCGCAGGUCCUGCUAGCGAGUCAUGAUGGUUGAAUCUGCCUCGGAGACGAUACGUUCCACCCCCUCCGCCCAGAACGGGGUGAGCAGCCUCAGCCAGCAGCCCGAUGGCGGCGGGGGCGGCGCGGGGGGCGGCGGGCGCGACGGAGCCACCGGCGAGGCCAACGGAGAGAUGAGCCCCGUGGAGCUCCUGCACUUCCAGCAGCAGCAGGCUCUCCAGGUGGCACGGCAGUUCCUGCUGCAGCAGGCCACGGGGCUGAGCUCCCCCAGCAGCAACGAGGGCAAGCAGCCAGCAGUGCAGGUGCCCGUGUCCGUGGCCAUGAUGUCCCCGCAGAUGAUCACGCCGCAGCAGAUGCAGCAGAUCCUCUCUCCGCCCCAGCUCCAGGCCCUCCUGCAGCAGCAGCAGGCGAUAAUGCUGCAACAGCUGCAGGAAUACUACAAGAAGCAACAGGAGCAGCUUCACCUGCAGCUAUUGACGCAGCAGCAAGCUGGAAAGCAGCAACCCAAAGAGCCGUUGGGGAACAAGCAGCUGGCCUUCCAGCAGCAGCUCCUGCAGAUGCAGCAGCUCCAGCAGCAGCACCUGUUAAACCUGCAGCGCCAGGGCCUGGUGAGCCUCCCGCCAGGGCAGGGCACAGUGCCCCUGCAGACCCUGCCCCAAGCCGUGUGCCCCUCGGACCUCCAGCAGCUCUGGAAAGAGGUCACGGCCGCCCAGCCCGUCGAGGACAGCAUUAAGCAAGAAGGUCUUGACCUCACCACCAACACCUCCAACUCUACCUCGUUUUCGGCCGCCAAGGUCUCGCCUCCCAUCUCCCAUCACCCUCUGCCCAAUGGGCAGAGCACCAUGCACACGCCGAGAAGGGACAGCUCUUCCCACGAAGAGACCCCUGGCUCCCACCCGCUCUACGGCCACGGAGAGUGCAAGUGGCCCGGCUGCGAAACCCUCUGUGAGGACUUGGGACAGUUUGUCAAACACCUCAACACAGAACAUGCACUUGAUGACCGAAGCACGGCCCAGUGUCGAGUCCAGAUGCAAGUGGUACAGCAGCUGGAGAUACAGCUGGCCAAGGAGAGCGAGCGUCUCCAAGCAAUGAUGGCCCAUCUUCACAUGAGACCUUCAGAGCCAAAGCCUUUCAGCCAGCCUGUAAGCCUGAACCUGGUCUCCAGUGCCACCCUCUCCAAGAGCACUUCCGACACGUUCCCCGACGGUUUACCUCAUCCCCCCACCUCCGCCACGGCGCCCAUCACCCCCCUGCGGCAGGGCCCCUCCGUCAUCAGCUCUUCCACUUUACACAACGUGGGGCCCAUCCGCAGGAGGAACUCGGAGAAGUUCUGCACCCCGAUAUCUUCAGAGCUUGCACAGAAUCACGAGUUCUACAAGAACGCUGACGUCCGGCCGCCCUUCACGUACGCGUCGCUCAUCCGGCAGGCCAUCCUGGAGACCCCCGACAGGCAGCUAACGUUGAAUGAAAUCUAUAACUGGUUCACGCGGAUGUUUGCCUACUUCCGGAGGAACACGGCCACCUGGAAGAACGCCGUCCGCCACAACCUGAGCCUGCACAAGUGCUUCGUGCGCGUGGAGAACGUCAAGGGAGCCGUGUGGACCGUGGACGAGCACGAGUACCAAAAGCGAAGGCCACCAAAGAUGACAGGGAGUCCGACCUUAGUCAAAAAUAUGAUUUCAGGACUCGGUUAUGGAGCACUUAAUGCAAGUUACCAGGCUGCGCUGGCAGAGAGCAGCUUCCCGCUGCUCAACAGCCCCACCAUGAUCAACACCAGCUCGGCCAGUGCCAUGCUGCACGUGGGCCACGACGACGUCAGCAGCACCGUGGAGCAGGUCAACAGCAACGGCAGCAACAGCCCACGCCUGUCCCCGCAGCAGUACAGCCACCCAGUGCACGUGAAGGAGGAACCAGCGGAGGCGGAGGACGACAGCAGACCUGUGUCGCUGAUGGCCACCACCAACCAGAAUGUGACGAUUCCCGACGACAGGGACCUGGAGGAGGAGCUGCCAGUGGAAGACUUGUCCUAAGGACUCCUUCCUCCUCCCCACCGAGGGGCAAACCCUUCCCACCCUCCCGGCCGGAGACCAAACGACGCUCCCACCUCCCCAAGGUGACCUUCGGCGUUAACCUGUUCUUUAAAGGCACUUCCACAAAGCAAAAGGGUUUCCUUGGGGCAACAAGCUGUUGCUGCCGGCGCGUCCCUCACGCUCCCACUGCCCCGCGCUGCAGCCGCUGACUGACCGACCCGGCCGCGGGCACGUCCUGCGGCACGAGAAGCAGAAACCCAAGAGCUGGACUUUUUCUCCCCUCCUCCCUUGGUUAGUGACUGGUGAACGAGGAUGGUAGGUUGUUUCUGUCCGAAAUGGUCCCUCCUUCCCUCCCAGGGAAGGCUCCUUUGUCCCCUCUCCCCACGCUGCUCGGCUGCCCGGCGGGGCUCCAACCCCGAGGGAGCGACGGCAGGAACCCACUGUCACCCCUCGGGCCCUCGGUGGGUUUUGCACUAGGAGGGACCGUGGACCCUGCCCACGUGUGCUGCCUCCACCCAGUUUUGGGGGAAGAAACAGCAGAAACGGCGCUGAGUCCUCUGCCCUGCUCUGGAUGUCGGGCUGCACCGUUGUCUUGAAGCUGGGGAAGGAUGAGGACCAGCACGUCAGUGGGACGGGGACCCCUCUGCCUUGUCACCUCUGGCCAGUUGCUCAACUGCCUGGCAGGCAGAGCGGCCUCCCCACGCUCCUGCCCUCCACGAGCUGGUUCCUGGCACCCAGCAGUGCUGACCAUCCCAGCCGACUGCCAGCGCCACGACACGGCUCCCCCGUUCCUGCUCCGCGUGGCUGCAGCGGGUGACACCUCCCAGCCCUCGUGGGGGUGGCCAGUGGCCUGACUUCGACUUCAGGGAAAGGCUCCCGAUCCUCUGCACGCCCCGUUCCACCUCCAAAGCCGGGGCAGGGUCUCAGUGGAGCAGGAGGACAGCGUCCCCCGACACUGAGCCUCCUCCUGGGGGCUCCUGCAGAGGAGCUGGGGGUCAUCCCAUCCCGCUGGGAGCAAAGCUGAGCACGGUGGAUCCCCAUGGUGGCCAAACCUGGCCAUGGCCCCCAAGCCGAGCCUGUUGCAGGGGGGCUCCUGCUUUCAUCUUUUCUUUUCCUUAUCCUUUUGUGUGCGUCCAGAUGGGAAGAUACCAAAAGAUUUCUAGAGACAGAAGGUCCGUAGUUCAGGUGAACAGAUGGUAUUAAUGCCAAAAAAAAAAAAAAUAUUAAUAAUAAUGAGAACAACACAACCAAACACCCCUCUUCUCCCUGCUCUUUCUUUCUGGGGUGGUGAUGUGGGUACCCAGUGCCAGCCUCCUCCUGGCAGGCAGCAUGGCAUCCCCAGUGCCCUGUGCUGGCUUCAGGGAGCAUCACCUUCCUUGGGGAGCAUCACCUUCCUUGGGGAGCAGCACUUUCCCUGGCACAGCCGGGCUGGCACUGGCUGUCUUGGCACACAGUGGGGUCCUGAGGGACUCACUGUGGUGGACGUGGGGCUGCUCUCGUUUUUGAGCCCAGCCCCAGGCUCUCCCAGAGCCAUCCCGAGGGCUGUUCCGUCCCUCCCUGUCCCUGGUACUCCGGGAUGAGACACUGGGGAGCUGUGUCACCCCCACGGGACAUGGGGCUGACACCCUGGGAGCAGCACUGAAAAUGCAGCACACAGCUAUGGGUGAUGGGGGUGGUUUUUGUCUGUCCGCACAUCACCUCUGUGACCUCCCCAGGGGGCUCCUGGUGCUGUGGGGUGUCCCCAGGGUGAGCCCGAACUCGACUCAUCCUUUUCCCUGCCUGAAGCAUCCUCGGUACCCAGGUGGCUGCGGAGAAGGGGGUCCCUGGCUCCCCCCUGCAGCCGGGGUGAGGCUGAGCAGAACCCCCCACCCCAGCCGUGUUCCCCUGUGCCACCCCCUGUGUCAUCCCGUGUGACACAGCCCGGUGGGGCUGUUAACGGGGGUCACCGGCACCCCCUCCGGGCUGGGGCUGCAGGGGGGGCCCUUUCCCAUUCCCAAAUCCGGCGUUUUCCCUGCUCCCCCCGCCCUCCCUCCCGCGGGUCCCCAACACCCCUGUAGGUGUCACCCGCGCUUCUCCGGCUGCCCGAGCGCAGGGACAGCCCCUUCCCUGCCCCUUCCCCGGCUCCCGGACCCUUCCCGGCCCCUCCGGCCUCGGCCCCGGCACCCCCCGGGCUCUGCCGGACACCAAAGACCCUGCCCGGGCCGGGGGGCACCACCCGACCCCCCCUUUUGCAGCCCUGUCCCCCCAUCCUGCCAAAGGAGCUGUGAGGCUGGAAGCACCGGGAAUUUUCACCACCUACUUUAUUUUAUCCUCUUUUUUUUCCCUUUUCUUCCCUUUUCCCUUUUUUUUUCCCCUUUUUUAUUUUCCUUUUCUUCUUUUUUCCCCUCGUUUUCUUUUUUUCCCCUCGUUUUCUCUUUUUCUCUUUUUCCCGUUUUUCUUUCCCCUGUUUUUUUCCUUGUUCCUAGUUCUUUUGAUUUUAAGUUAUUGUAGUACCAAGUUUACAGCUGGCACGGGGGGUGUUGCUGGGGGACGGCGUCGCCCAUUGCUGCUUUACUCGUACGAAGGGGCGGGGAGGGAUGGACAGGCUGGACCUCGGGGUGCAGCCCCUGAGCCCCUCACUGCUGCUCGGCCACGGUUCACCCUCCACAGGGAAUCUCCUGCCUCCAUCCAGGCUUUUGGGAUUUUGGGGUGGCAUCUUCCCGGGCAAGGGUUAUUGUGCCUCUUCGGGCAGUGCCAGCACCCACUGUUAGACCCCCUCACUGCUUGGAGGAGGUUUCAGUGGCUGCUCCCCAUUUUUUGCCCUUCCUGGUCCUUCUCCCUCACCUUCCUCCUGCUCUUUAAUUUUUUGGCAGCUUUGCACCCUGGAUUCUGCAUAAAUCCAGGGUGGCCCCGGCACCCCGGCGUUGCUGAGCCCUCCAGGGCUUCUUCCUGGGGGUAUGAUUAUAUUUUUUUUAAGCUUUUCCAGAGGUACAGACACCCCUGAAAUGCCUCCCAGGGCCUCCAGAUCCCCAUGGAUUCAGCCAAAAUCCCUGUGUGCCAUCAUCACCCCCAGACCCCGUGAGGAAAACCUGGCGCCUUCCCCUCUGUGCUGAGUAUUCCCAGAGGUUUUCAGCUGCCAUCCCGGCUCCCAAGAGCACUCUCUCUAUAUAUUAUAUAUAUAUAUAUAAAUAAAUAUAUAAGUAUAAAGGAGUUUUUUUCUUUAAACACAUGCACAGGUUUGGAAAGUCCUGUGGCUCCAGGUGAUGCCUCUUCCCCAGGAAUCCUGGUGGGUGAUUUCACAGGAAACGUGCCCGGUUUGAUACUCAGGGGUAAAUUUAAUUCCUUCUCUUAUCCCCUGCCCAGCCCAGCUGCCUCUGCAGGGUCCCACCUGAAGCAGGUACUGUGUGUGUGUCCCCCACCUCACCCACCCCUCUCACCCCUCUGGUUUAUUUUUUGGCUGGUUUGAAUUUUACUGAAUUCUGCGUGUCUUACCUCAAACACACGCCGGAGGCCGGGGGGAGGGAGGAUCAAGGACCAAACACAACGUGUGGCAGAAUUGUAUGUCUGUAUAUAUUGAGAUAUAUAUAUUCUGGGUUUAAACCUACCAAAACAAGUGGUUCUUUUUGGGCUUUUCUGAAUUUUUGUGUUUUAUUUCCUGUUUUUGCCCAACACAGGGCACUUCUAUGAGGGGAAGCUGUGGCCACCUCUCUGUACGUAAAGGCAUUUUUCUGGUAUCUCCCACUGAAGGAAUUACUAAUUUUUCCAUGUGUUUUUCCUUUUUUUCCCUCUCAGUGAUGUCUUCCCCCAGAUAGCUCAAAUAGGUACCCAGGGGAGGGGGUCAGACACCAGUGCUCCAAGGGAGGGGGUGCUGGUAGCACUGGUGGCUGCUGGGGGGGCCGUUGGAGGGGAAGGGAGAGCAGCAGCUGAACCUGCAUCAAACCAAAGGGUUUCUUUGCUUUGUUUACACCCCUGGCCAGCCUCACGCCCCGGAGGUUCUCCCUGGAUCUAGGUUUUUGUCCUGGAAGUGUCGGGGGAGGUCGGGACAGGCCAGAGCCAGGGGCUGGGGGACGCUGCACCCGCGGAGGUGCCCGCGAUGGUCCCAGGGGAGCCCAUGGCUCGGGCACAUCCAUCCCACCCCUGGCUGCUCCGGGAAGCGCCAGCCCUGCCACAACCUUUUCCUGUUUUUCCCCAUCUGUUCCCAUCCUCUUUGGCGCUGGGUGGGAAGGUGAUGCUGGGGAGGUGGGACGAGGUCCGAGGGGGCCGGAGGGUGGAGGGGAGGGCGGAUGUGUACAAAGCGACCCCUCCCCUCCCUCCCGCCGUCCUCGUGCUGUAUAAAGGAAAUAGCCUCGCUGUGUAUUUGUACUCUGAGCUCCGUGUGUCUGCGUUGGCAGACGGUAAACCCUUGUACAGUAGGUCUAGCUGCAUGUAAUCUGUAUGGACAAUGGCAUUAUAAAAUGCAAUAAAAUAAAUUACCUAU
Messenger RNA from Myiozetetes cayanensis, 6842 nucleotides. RefSeq names its product forkhead box P4 (gene FOXP4). Gene Ontology annotation, biological process: regulation of transcription by RNA polymerase II. Gene Ontology annotation, molecular function: DNA-binding transcription repressor activity, RNA polymerase II-specific; RNA polymerase II cis-regulatory region sequence-specific DNA binding. Bases 383 to 2386 code for a protein of 667 amino acids. Lineage: Eukaryota; Metazoa; Chordata; Aves; Passeriformes; Tyrannidae. The record is from RefSeq and is a predicted model, not a curated record. Gene Ontology annotation, cellular component: nucleus. The transcript has 17 exons.